This is a messenger RNA of Chara braunii, 2109 nucleotides long. The record is from the annotation of a GenBank genome assembly. Lineage: Eukaryota; Viridiplantae; Streptophyta; Charophyceae; Charales; Characeae.
CGCAUUCCACUUUUUCUGAUCCUCCCGAGGGCUGAGAGAGAGAGAGAGAGAGAGAGAGAGAGAGAGAGAGAGAGAGAGAGAGAGAGAGAGAGAGAGUCUAUUUCGUAAAAGUACUGUGCCAUGGCGUCCAUCGGGAUCGAUCUUGGAACGUCUUUCUCGUGCGUCGGCGUGAGACGUCGGGGCAGAGUCGAUAUCAUCCCGUUCGAAACUGGAUCGCGAUUAAUGCCCUCGUUCGUGGGAUUCACGGGAAACGGGCGAGAGAUAGGCGAGGCAGCGAAGCUAUGUUCCGUUGAAGAGCCGGAGAGCGUGUUCUUCGAGGUCAAGCGAUUGAUCGGUCGCACGUUCAAGGACGAUCAAGUUCAGCAGGACCUGAAGAAAUGGCCGUUCAAGGUGGUGCAGGGAGAGAACGCGUUGGCUGCUUUACAAGCCGGCGAUGGUGCGUUGGGAGAAGAGAGGCACAAGAAAUUUGCACCAGAAGAGAUCUCAGCCAUGCUACUGUCGAAGAUGAAGGAGACAGCCGAAGACUACCUUGGGUGCGAGGUGAAGAACGCGGUGAUCACCGUCCCGGCGUACUUCAACGACUUGCAGCGUCGAGCUACGAAGGACGCGGGGCGAAUCGCUGGAUUGCACGUGCUGCGACUGCUGAACGAGCCGACUGCAGCAGCACAUGCAUACAUGGAUCACAAGAUGAUUCAAGGGCGGGAAGAGGUGAGCCACGUGGCAUCCCAGGCGAUUGUCUGUUGGGUUCCAGGCAGACCGCUGGGUAAUCGCGGCAACAGCAACGAUGGGGAGAACGUCCUGGUGUUUGAUCUUGGAGGAGGGACAUUUGAUGUCGCCAUUCUGCGCGUGACCGGGUCAAAGAGUAAGGUCCUGGUGCUGAAUGGGGAUACUCACCUUGGCGGAGCUGAUUUCGACAACAAUCUUGCGCAGCACGUCCUCGAUCAGCUGGGCAGGAAGCAGCCCGGCAGAGUUGUCUCAUGGCAGUCAGACCGGAGAUUUCUCAGCAAGCUCAAGAAAGCGUGCGUGCUCGCGAAGCACGUAUUAACUGAUCAUCAGAUCGCUUACGUUCCGGCUGGGAACGAGAGGAUCCCGAUCACUCGGGCCACCUUCGACCGGAUCAAUGGGGUUCUGUUCGAAAAGUGCAUAGACAUUGUUCAGAAAGCUUUGGACGAUGCCAAGCUCAGUGUUUCCCAGAUCACACACGUACUGCUCGUCGGAGGAUCUUCUCGGAUUCCGAAGAUCAAGACCAUGUUGAAGACGAUGUUUAACGGCAAGGAGCCUCAGACGUGUCUUCAUCCAGACGAGGCCGUUGCACACGGGGCAGCCGUCCUCGCGGACAUUCUGGGCGGGGACAAGUGUGUGGAUAAGAGCACCAUCCCAGUACAGGACGUUGCGCCUCUAAGCCUGGGAGUAGACAUUCAUCCCGGUCAAAUGUUGGUGAUGAUUCCCAGGAACAGUGACAUCCCUGCCAAACACAAGGAGCGCCUAUUGACUGUGCAUGAUGGGCAAACGGCUAUGCGCUUCGAUGUUUACGAAGGGGAGCGUCCUGUCCCCGAGGACAAUCACUACCUUGGGAAGCUCACACUUCAAGGGUUCAAACCCGUGCCAGCUGAAGAAGCGGAGGCGGAGCUCUGUCUACGUAUGGACGAAGACGGUAUCGUGCACAUCUCUGCGAAAGGAGUCAAAAACCAUUCGGAGCCGGGAAAGAAUGAAUGCGGGGUCAUUACGAAAAAAGGUCCACUGUCGGAGUCGGCUAUUCAGAGCAUGAUAGCGGACGCGGAGAAGUACAAGAGAGAGGACAAGGAGUUUCUGCAAUGCUGCGAUGUGUGGAGCCAAAUCGAACGGCGAGCACGGGAGGUGAAGAGGGUUAUCGCUAUGGUCGGCCAUUCAUAUAGAGAGCCGUUGGAGUCUAUUGUCAACGAAAUCCUCAACGAUCAUAAGUCGACGUCCGCCUCUGGCGUGCGACGCGGCAUUGGACAUAUUCAGGAGAAGAGAAGGGAGCUUGAACUUGCAUGCAGCAAGGCCGGGAUAUAACAGGCGGCAACGUCUGGCGGCGUGGGGACGACCAUAGCCGUCUUCUGCUCCGCUGACUGGCGCAAAGUCUCCAGU